UAUCACUUUCAUUUUCUGUUAUGUUUGCAAAAUAGACUCAAUACUGUAACGUGCAAGGGAAGUAGGCCUUGAAGGUGGAGACAGUUUUAGAAACAUCAGCAAGGAAAAAUACAAGAACAUACAAGAUAACCAGCUUUUGGGUGAGGCCAAGAGAGCGCACUGAAGUUUCAGCAGGAUGAGUGAGCGAUGUGAGCUCGUGAUUGAAGAAGUCCUUGUGAGAUUAAAAAAUGGUGACAUCACCCAGGAAAAUGUGGAUGCGGUGGUAAACCUAACUAAUUCAUCUCUCAGUCAUAAUUUUGGUAUAAGUAAAGCAAUUCUUGCAGCAGGUGGACCUUCUUUACAGGAUGAAUGCAAAAUUAAAGGCAAACAGCCCCACGGUGAUGUUGUUGUAACUGGUGCUGGUAACCUUAAAUGCAAAAACGUCAUUCAUGUAAUUGGAGCAACCCGACCACAAAAAAUUACUAAUGCCGUAAUGAGCGUACUUCAAGAAUGCGACAAAAACAACCUGGGGACAGUGGCUAUCCCUGCUAUUGGGACAGGAGUGGGUCAACUACAUCCGCAGGAAUCAUUCAGAUCCGUUUUAAAGGGGAUUAAAGAAUACCUGUCUUGUUCCAUAUCAUUAAUUUCAGAGAUCACGAUUGUAACCUUUCUUCCAAAUAUUUACCAUGAAUAUGUAACGCUCAUGAAUUGUGAAAUCGCAAAAUUCCAGAACCAAAAUAUAGGAAUCACAAUUAACGGCAGUAGAGUGGAAUUUAUCAGGGGUGAUAUCACUGAGCAAGACGUUGACUGCAUUCUGAAUUUAAACCACUACCACCUAAACCGGUCUGCUGGUGUCUCUGGUGCUAUACUGUCUGCUGCUGGAAAGAGUGUUACGGAUGAAUGCGCAUGUUAUGGUACAUUACCUGCCAGUGGGAUUGCUAUAACAAGUGGUGGGAGGCUGAAAAGCAGGCACAUAAUGCAUGUGAUUGGUCCAACUCGGGAGUCUGCAUUUGCUUCAUCGCUGGAAAAAAUACUAAAAGAAUGCGAAACAAAGUCAUUCCAAACCGUUGCAUUACCAGCUAUUGGAACAGGCUCGGCUUCCAUUGACCCAAAAAGUUCAGUUGAAGCAAUUUUGAAUGGCAUCGAAUUAUGUUUACAGAAAAUGAAAUUUGGUCAAUUUGAAAAAAUUGUGAUUGUUGCAUAUACUGAAAACGUUUACAAUGAUUUCCUACAAGCUUUCAAGGCCAGACAAUCUCAGGAAAUCAAGAUCAAAGCUGAUAACGUGAAGCAACUAUGUGAAAGCCUCCGUCAACCAGCAAACUGGCGUCCAAUGGACCUAAAUGAUCUAAAUGUUGCAUGUGUAGAACUGAACAAAGAUACUGCCGAAUAUAAAAAAGUUGAAACUGAUUUCAUGAAAUCACAAAAGAAGGGAAAAACAACUGAAAUAACCAAGAUUGAAAGGAUCCAGAAUGCAAAGAUGUGGCUACGGUAUGCACUCCACAAGUUCACUGUUGAUAGCAGGUACCCAGAUCAGGAGAAUGAACGUCAUCUGUAUCAUGGAACAAGUAAAGAAGCAACUAUGAAUAUUAAUCUAAAUGGAUUUAACAGGAGUUAUAAUGGGAAAAAUGCCACCCGUUAUGGAAAAGGAACAUACUUCGCUACACGUGCAUCAUAUUCUUCCGAUGAUAAAUACUCUCCUAAAGAUGAUCAAGAAGAGAAGCGCGUCUACCAGGUUGCCGUCAUAACAGGGAAAUAUUGUUACUCAGACAGAACAUGUAUUGAGCCACCACCAACACCUGAGGAUCCUAAAGUACGCUAUGACAGCACAGUGGAUAAUGUCAAUAAUCCAAAAAUAUUUGUCAUUUUCUACGAUGACCGUGCAUAUCCAGAAUAUCUGAUCACUUUUAAACAAUCCGGUGGAGAUUACUAAAACUACUGCCACAAUAACAUAUGCGCAUAUAUAUACCAAGCAUUACUGUCCAUCUUUUUUAUUAAUUCUACUUGAUUAAAGCUUAAAGAUUUAUAGUAAAUCAACUAAAGUAAGGAUGUUAGUAAUCGAUAGCAAAAUUUAAUUGGGGGGCAAUCCAAGGGUAGGGUGUUGGCAAGGAGCUUGAGAUUAAAUGUAUAACCUCAAUUAGGGUUGGGCUGGCUACAUUUGGCCUGGGGCAUCGUUGGGGCGGGGGGGGGCAGUUUAUCUUGGUUUUAUAUUAAGGCUGCAAGAACUAGAAUGCAUUAAUGAUAAAAUAAUAUAGUUACAUAAUAUAGAUUAGUAUUGUGCUGGAUGCAGAAGCCACAAUCCUCUCUAUGCCAGUGGUCCUGGGGACAAUUCCCCUCCUGACACCAUUACUGGACUAAUAUUUAGUUGAUCUCUGUAUUAGCUGCUCAUUUUGUUUGCAAUCACUGCCGUUUCUUAUAUAAUCUUUUUAUUUUAAUCUAGAAUAAGUAAGAAAUAGAAAUGAAAUAAUCAAAUCAUGGGUUUAAUCAGCAGUUUCAUAUUUACCCGUGACAUUUUCCUACUAUAAAUUAUCUUGUGCUUGCU
Pelobates fuscus (common spadefoot toad) is the source of this 2518-nucleotide messenger RNA. Its product is annotated as protein mono-ADP-ribosyltransferase PARP15-like. Bases 176 to 1909 code for a protein of 577 amino acids. Lineage: Eukaryota; Metazoa; Chordata; Amphibia; Anura; Pelobatidae. The record is from RefSeq and is a predicted model, not a curated record. Gene Ontology annotation, molecular function: transcription corepressor activity; NAD+-protein mono-ADP-ribosyltransferase activity; NAD+ poly-ADP-ribosyltransferase activity. Gene Ontology annotation, cellular component: nucleus; cytoplasm. Gene Ontology annotation, biological process: protein poly-ADP-ribosylation; negative regulation of gene expression. The transcript has 13 exons.